ACAGUUGACAUUAUUAUAUGCGUGUCAAUAAUCUAAAUUUCCCCCCAUUAAGCUUCUCACUCUAACGCUGCACUUCUCUCUCUCCUCCAUUGAAAUUUGAAAGUAUACUCUCAAUUCUCCAUUAAUAAUAAAGCCCUUCCGACCAACACUCGUCCAUGAAACAUCCUCUCAGUUUGUCAUGCUGGCUUAACUUUUGAGGCUUGUCCAUGGGAAAGAAACAUAGUGUUCGUUUUCAGAUUGGUCAGUUGGCUGAGGCCAGGACUUUUGUUAGUGGUUUUCGUGGUGCAUGGUUUCGGUGUAAGAUAAAGAAGAGUACCAGAAGAAAAGGUCGGAUUACAGCAUAUGUUGUAGAAUAUUAUGACUACCCAGAGGAAGCCGACGAAACGGUAGAACUAUAUCGCUUUCCCCCAGAGAACAGUACUGGACAUAAGGGAAAAAAAAGAGCUGAUGUUGCGCCCAGAAUUUCCAGCUUUUUAUCGCGAAAGUGAAUUAUCUGAUGUUAACAUAACUUCUGAAGUCGUGGUUGCAGUUGCUGAUGUUAGGAGAGUUGGGGAUUUGGUUGACUGGUUAGCUGAUGACUGUUACUGGUCAGGAACAAUAACUGAAAUCAUAGACAGUGACACAGUUCAGAUUAAAUUACUUGAGCCGCCCAGAGGUGAAGGAUCAUCUUAUACUGUCAAUUGCAAGGAUCUCCGCCCAUCACUGGAUUGGUCUCCUGAAUCUGGUUGGACAGUCCCUGCACCUUUGGAAACUCAAAACGGACAGUUGCAUGCCCGCUUGAUUCGGCCAUUGAAGCUAGCCCCGACUUCAAAAUGCUUGGUUGAUGUGCUGGAUGAAGACAAGCAGAAUUUCAAGGUCACACCAAGGUCCUCAUUGGAGCUUAAUCAGUCAAUCUCUUCUCAUACUUCAGCUAGCUCAUUGCCACAUCUAAACAGAUCAAUACACUCCAAGGAUUCAUUGAAGCAGAGCAAAGAUAUUCCUAAAAAAGCAAUGGAGCAAACACAUGAGGUAAAUGUGGAGUUGGAUAUAAGGGGGUCAACCAUUGGGAAGCAUAGUUGUUCAGAUGGUGUUUCCAGUACGUAUGUUCGAGAUGUUUCAGCUGAAGCCCCAGUAGCUACUUCUGACGAAGAACAGUAUCAUGAAAAAGGAUCUGCAAAGAAAAUGCGGUUGAAUGAGACAAUAACUCUAAAUUCUACUGGCUGUGAUAACAUGGAAUCAAUAAUCUUGGAUUUGGAAGAACUAGUAAACAGGGUCAAAUGGCUGAAACAGAUGCUGAUGUUUGGAAUUCCUUCAACUCCUCAGGGUCCAACAUGGGAACAUAUGGAACGCCCAGCAGUUUCUACUCGAAAAUGACCACUUAGACUUGAUUUUGGUGAGAUUCUCCAAGGGAAAUCAUUUAUUUCUUUUUGAAUUACUGCCGCUUGUCAUUUUGUUUCAUUGCUUGACAGUUUUCAAUUUGGUUCGUUGGAAUAACUAUUAACUACCUUGUUGUGCCGUUAUUAUGUCCAAUUGGGAAGGAGAGGAUGUAGGCAAGUGAUGUCAGAAUGACCUAGAAAAAUAUGUUGAUUUGCAGUAUUUUUUGAACUUGUCUACUCUUUUACUCUUUCAAGGGAAUAAAUUGGUUAUGCUAAUUUUGCUGUUUGCUUGGCAAAUUUGGGAAUGGGCUGCUUAUGUAAUUGGUGUAAAAUCAGUUUGUGAGAUAUAUGCCUUUAACUUCAAUGUGAAUGUUUGGGCUGGGAGAAGAUGGUAAUUCUUUUUUGUACUUUA
Molecule: messenger RNA, 1767 nt
Organism: Chenopodium quinoa (quinoa)
Lineage: Eukaryota; Viridiplantae; Streptophyta; Magnoliopsida; Caryophyllales; Amaranthaceae
Exons: 7
Coding region: 448-1353 (301 amino acids)
Source: RefSeq, a predicted model, not a curated record